Tuber melanosporum (Perigord truffle) is the source of this 699-nucleotide messenger RNA. RefSeq lists its product as uncharacterized. Gene Ontology annotation, molecular function: ubiquitin-protein transferase activity. The record is from RefSeq and is a predicted model, not a curated record. Bases 1 to 699 code for a protein of 232 amino acids. Gene Ontology annotation, biological process: histone catabolic process. Gene Ontology annotation, cellular component: Lid2 complex. Lineage: Eukaryota; Fungi; Ascomycota; Pezizomycetes; Pezizales; Tuberaceae. The transcript has 2 exons.
AUGUGCGCUAAUGACAAGUAUCCAACUGUUUCCACCGUAGGUCUCCCUAAUCUAUGUUUAAGAAGGACAGUGGUGUUGGUGCUAGCGAUAAGGAUAUUGCGUCAAAAUGUUCGGCCAAGAAAAAGAUUCAAGUGGAAAAGGACAAGCCAAUCAUCAAUAAUCACGGCUCCCAUGGGGAUGGCCGUAAGGUUAAGGAAAUCGAUAGGCGUCGGCCAAAAACCCUCGCGAAUCACUGAAAAGACGUCGGGGAAUAACUGGACUCACGGUGUAUGCGCUGUCUGGACCCCCAAGACAAAAUUUGCUGAGGCAACGACCAUGAAAAUUGUUGAAGGCAUCGGCACUAUCCCCGUAGCGAGGUGGUUACAAAUCUGCAAGAUUUGUGAGGGUAAUGGGGGUGCUUACGUUGAGUGCUAUGUGAGCCACGAGAGUGGUAAGUACCCACAGUCAUCUUAUACUUCUGGCAAGUGUCGCUCAUGUAACACGUUCAUAGUUCAUGUCGGUCGUGCACAUAAAGCAGGGUGGCGGAUGGGACUUGAUAUCCAACCCAUGAAAGGCUCUAAGAGAGGUCAAAUGAACAUGUUCCAGCUUGGCACCGAAACCGGAAGCGUGACUGCUGCUAUCUGGUGUCCGGAGCAUGAGCUGAAGAGAAGACUACUACAAAUGUGCUUAGCGAGAUAUCUGAGGAGACCAGACAGGUAA